Messenger RNA from Panonychus citri (citrus red mite), 12324 nucleotides. RefSeq lists its product as uncharacterized. NCBI's taxonomy places the organism in Eukaryota, Metazoa, Arthropoda, Arachnida, Trombidiformes, Tetranychidae. Gene Ontology annotation, biological process: Notch signaling pathway. The coding region runs from base 651 to 11708 and encodes 3685 amino acids. The transcript is spliced from 9 exons. Gene Ontology annotation, molecular function: calcium ion binding; Notch binding. The record is from RefSeq and is a predicted model, not a curated record.
UUGAUUUUCUAAGUCACUUCGUUGACUAAUUUUUGUUAAUAAUUAAAAUUAAUUGUGAACUUUCUUAUUAAUUUAUUUAAUCAACAAUCAAGGAAGAAGAAACUGUUUCAAUUAUUACCACUGAUUUUAAUAGUAUUUUUGUGUUGUGAUAAAACAAAAACGGACUCUACUUUUCUUAUUCUUUUCUUACCUGUUAGUCUUUUCUAACCGGACUAAUUUUUUUCUUCUUCUUCUUCUUAAUACUUUUGGACGCCAUGUUUUUUAUAUUAACUAAUCGUUGUUUUCUAACAAAUAUAAUCAGUUAAUGAUUAACCAAUGAUUUAUUUGAACACCAAUUUGUUUCAAUUUUACGAUAAAUUGACAAUUAACUUAAAUUCCAGUGAUUAACGUGACAUUUUGAGUGGUUAAAUCCACUCACAUUUGGUUUUCUUGUUCUCAUCUUUAUAUCUUUUUCGGAUAUUCUUUUUAAAAACAAAUUCUAUUCUAUAUAAACAAUUGUUCUCUUUUCUCUUUUCUUUUUUGUUUUCGUUUUUCUUUUUUACCUUUUUUUUCUUCUUCUUCUCCGAUAGUGUCUUCCUGGGUUUCUUGAAAUCCUUUUUUCUUUUUCUUCUUCGACGGCAACUUUGUUGUCCAUCUUCAAUAGUUGCAAUAUGCUCCCUCCGAGAAAUCACCAUAACUCACUAAGCUUAUUUACAAAAUCAUCAUCAACAAUUUUCUUAGCCUUCCUAUUCUAUUCAGUCAUCUCAAUUUGCUCAUCUUUAACAUCUUCCUCUUCUUCACCUUCUUCAUCUUCACCAUUUCCCACAUCCAUAUUUGAAUGUCCCCCUGGUUGGCAUGUUUCGGGGACACAAUGUUACAAAUAUUUUAAUAUAAAACACUCAUGGGGACGUGGCAAGGAAAUAUGUAAAAGGUAUGGAGGUGAAUUGGCCUUUAUUCAGGACUACAGUCAAAAUAACUACACGAGUUACUUAUCUUACCAGUUCCUUAAAGAUUCACCAGCUAAAUCAUAUUGGAUAGGUUAUCAUACGAUUCAGAAUUUAUCAACAAAUCAUAUUGAAUCAGCGAGUGGUAAAUAUAUCUCACAAUAUGUUGGAUUCUGGUCACUCAAUGAACCCGAUGUGACCAAAGGUGAUUGUGUCCGAGCGACUUUUGAAGAAUCGUCUCUUUAUCCUUUAAUUGAUAAUUCAUUAAGCUCACCUGGCCCAUCUUCUGGUUCACACUCUUCAUUAUCUUCCUUAUCUUCACCGGCAGUUCCUCAACAAGUUUGGGAAUUAGCUCCAUGUGAAGAUCUGUUAACAUUCAUCUGUCAACGUGAAGCUUGUCCAAUAGGUCAUUUUGCUUGUUCUAAUGGUCGGUGUAUUAAUAGCGCUUGGCAAUGUGAUGGUCAAGAUGAUUGUGGUGAUAAAUCUGAUGAGAUUGAUUGUCCACAAAACUGCCAGUAUUAUUUACAAUCAUCUGGUGAUAAGGUACAAUCACCUCAUUAUCCUAAUCGUUAUAAUCCCAACUCAGAAUGUAAAUGGACACUUGAAGGUCCCAUCGGAUCAGGGAUGAUUUUACAGUUUACCGAAUUUGAAACUGAGCCCAAUUUUGAUACCGUUCAAAUUUUAUCUGGUGGUCGAACUGAGGAAACUUCGGUUACUCUUGCAACCCUUUCGGGGGCUCAGAAUAUGUCAACUCGAACCUUUGUCACCGCUUCGAACCUUAUGAUUGUCAAAUUUAGAUCUGAUUCAUCGGUUGAGAAAAGAGGUUUUCGAGCCUCAUGGAAAACGGAACCAAUCAAAUGCGGUGGUGAACUUUACGCUCAGGCCACUGCUCAAGUAAUCACUUCACCAUUUUAUCCGGAACCUUAUCCUGGUGGGUUAGAGUGUGUCCAUAUCAUCACUGCCCCACAGGGUAAAACAAUAACCCUUGAAGUUGUUGAAUUAGACUUGAAACCUGAUACAGAUUUUAUUUACCUUCGUGAUGGACCGGGCUCAUCUUACCCGUUGUUGGCAAAAUUAUCGGGAUCUAUUGAUGGUGUUGCCAAUCGGUUUAUCGUUUCAACUUCAAAUCGAGUUUAUUUUUACUUUCAAACUGUUCUUGGUGAUUCUCGACAUGGCUUUGCAAUUAGAUUCCGUUAUGGGUGUGAAAUUGAAUUCCAAGGUGAUUCGGGUAAUAUAACAUCACCUGCUUACGGCGUUUCUGACUAUCCCGCUAAUCAACAUUGUACCUAUCGACUUAAUCGACCUGGUUCUGGUUCUUUGUCUCUGAUUUUCGAUGCAUUCGAUGUUGCCUCGAAUGAUACUGUUUCUAUUUAUGAUGGACAUGAUGUCGCAACUGGUGUACCACUUCAUCCGGGUAAAGGAUUCGCUGGUCGAGUAAUACCUUCCAAUUUAACGCUGACCGCAAGUUCGGGUAAAAUGACGAUUGAAUUUGAUAGUAAUCUAUUGAAUACUGCUCGCGGUUGGUCUGCACGAUUUAGCGCUGAUUGUCCGCCGCUCAAGAUUGGUGAAAAUGCUGUUGCCUCAAGUCGAGAGUCAACUUUUGGGGCUAAAGUUAUUUUCACUUGUCCAUUAGGUCAAGAAUUUUCAAAUGGUGCAACUCUUUUAGUUACUCAAUGUCAACAAGGUGGAAUCUGGUCUUUGCCAAGAAUACCCGCUUGCAAAGAGCGUUACUGCGGUCCAGUACCUCAAAUUGACAAUGGUUUCGCAGUUGAGGCAACAAAUGUCACCUAUCGAGGUACAGCAACGUACCAAUGUUAUGCUGGUUUUGCUUUCCCUUCAGGCCGAGGAACUGAGACUAUCCGAUGUGGGGAAGAUGGACAUUGGGGUAAACUACCAGUUUGUCUUGCGUCUUCGUGUCCACCGCUACAAGAGGUUAUUCAUGCCAAGCAAAAAGUUCUCGUUGGCUCAGGUCGAUCAUAUGGAACAAUUAUUCGCUUCGAAUGUGACCCUGGAUAUCAUCGUAAUGGUGUUCCCGUUAUUAUCUGUGAAUCAAUCGGCUCAUGGUCUGCCACCCCACCCACCUGUGAACGUGCAACUUGUCCAACUCUUCCCGAAAUACCGAAUGGUUUUAUCAUCGAUCAGUCAAAGAAAUACUUUUUCGGAGAUGAGGCUAAGGUACAAUGUAAUCGAGGCUACAAAUUAAUCGGUAAAACAAACAUUGUCUGUGGUGCUAAUCAAACAUUUGAAGAGCUUCCAUCUUGUAAGGAUAUUGAUGAAUGUUCAUCACCGGCCGCUUGUGAUUCUGCUUCCACUCAAUGUACCAAUACACCGGGUGGUUUCUUCUGUAAGUGUAAAGAUGGUUUCGAGCCUAAUCUUGAUUGUCGACCAGUAGGUGAUCUUGGCCUUGGAUCUGGAGUUAUUCCUGAUGGAUCAAUUAAAUCAUCACCAUCAGAGCCAAAUUAUGCAAAAACAUCGGUACGAAUCAACUCUGAGAAAGGUUGGUGUGGUGCUAUUCCUGAAAAGGGACGAAAUUGGGUUCAAAUUGAUUUACGAGCUCAAACGGUUAUUCGUGGUUUCCGUAUUCAACCAGUUACCCGUGACGAUGGUUCUCAAGCUUUUCCAGUAACAGUGCGACUUCAACACUCUAAUGAGCUAACCGACCUUUUCCGUGAUUACGCUGACCUAUCCAGUCGACCAGUUCAAUUCCGUCUCGCACCGAACGGUGGAUCAGGCCUAUCAAUUGUUAACCUCCCGAUUCCAUUGGAAGCUCGUUACAUUCGUCUUCUAAUAAUGGAAUAUGUUGCCGCUCCUUGUAUGCGUUUUGAACUAAUGGGCUGCUCACGACAAGAUUGUACCGAUGUUAACGAGUGUCUCGUUAAAAACGGCGGAUGUGAUCAGCGUUGUUCAAAUUCACCUGGUUCGUUUAAUUGUUUCUGUAACGCUGGUUAUGAAUUGUACACUCGAAAUGGAACAUCAAACUUUUUCAUUCCACCAACGGAAACUGGACUCAAAGAGGGUGAUCAAUAUCGAUUGAAUAAAACUUGUGUACCCAAGAAUUGUCCCAGACUUGACCCUCCCGUUAACGGUAAAAUUUUAUCAACCAAGAAAAACUAUUACUUUGGUGAUAUAAUUUCAUUCCAUUGUGAUUUUGGUUACCUAAUGACCGGUCCGUCAAACUUAUUGUGUACCUCUAAUGGUGUUUGGAAUGGUACAGUUCCUGAAUGUGUUUACGCUUAUUGUCCAACUCUUGAAGACGAUUCAUCGGUUGGUCUUAACUUCCGUUAUAGUGAAGAUCGAUCAACAAAGUUAACCUCAGUUCCAUAUCUGUCAAAUGUUACCGUUGAAUGUGAACAAGAGGGUAAACCGCUUCGUGGUACCGCUUCAGCUUCAUUCCGUCAAUGUGUUUUUGACCCUAAAAUGAGUCACCCUGAAUUCUGGUUAUCCGGUACAACACCAACUUGUCCAAGGGUCGAUUGUGGUUUACCACCAAAUACAACGGGUGCUUCAUAUGGUUUCUAUGCUGAUACCAAGUAUCGAGCAUCUUUCUUUUUCGGUUGCGAGGAAACAUUUACCUUGGCAGGUAAAACCUCAAGAAACGAUAAUGUUAUCCGUUGUGGUCCCGAUGGUAUCUGGGACUUUGGUGAUUUAAGAUGUGAAGGGCCAGUUUGCGCUGAUCCAGGUCAUUCUCCCGAUGGACAACAAUCAGCUUUAUCGUUUGAACAAGGAUCCCAAGUAUCAUUUUCCUGUAAUAAACCAGGUUACAUACCUUAUUCAACGGAUCCAAUUACCUGUGUCAAAUCAGCUGAGUGUAAGGUUGUCAGUCCAAUCGGUAUAACUUCAGGGUUAAUUCCAGAUUCGGCAAUUAAUGCGACCUCCCAACGAUCCAAUUACGAGGCUAAACAUAUAAGACUUAAUUCAGCGACAGGUUGGUGUGGUCAACAUGAACCUUUCACCUAUGUAACCGUUGACCUUGGAAAAUCGUAUCGAGUUAAAGGUUUACUGGUUAAAGGUGUUAUUACCAAUGAUGUUGUCGGCCGACCAACCGAGUUACGAUUAUUUUACAAGAAUCGUGAAUCGGACAGUUUUGUCGUCUAUUUCCCUAACUUUAAUCUCUCAAGCGCCGAACCAGGUAACUAUGGUGAACUGACACAUAUUCCACUGCCAAUGUCAAUCACCGCUCGAUAUGUUAUUAUUGGAAUUGUUUCAUAUCACAAAAAUCCGUGCCUUAAAUUUGAACUUCUUGGAUGUGAAGAUACAAAAGAUUCCGUUUUAUUGGGUUACAAUGACGGUUAUCCAGCUUGUGUUGACCAAGAGCCACCUCAUUUCGUUAACUGUCCAACUGGUCCCGUUAUGGUUCAAAAAGGAGCCACCGGACUUUUACCAGUAAACUUUUCGAUUCCCAUUGCCAAAGAUAAUUCCGGUUUUAUUGUCCGAUCAGAAAUCCGUCCACCAGGCUUUAAACCUCCACAAUUUGUUUUCAAAAACACUGUCGUUGAAUAUAUUGCCUAUGAUACCGAUGGUAAUGUCGCCGUUUGCGCGGUAAACAUAACCGUACCCGAUGAUACACCACCGAGUGUUGUUUGUCCAAAAUCUUAUGUCAUUGAAUUAGCGGAGGAGCAAGACGCUUAUCGGGUUAACUUUAACAACACUUUACCCUCGAUUAAAGCAUUUGAUAAAUCGGGCGAUGUUAAAAUCUCACUUGUACCCGAUACCGCUCUUAUACCUUUGGGUGCUUAUCGAAAUGUUACCGUUAUUGCCACUGAUCUUUCGGGUAAUGAGGCUCAUUGUCAUUUCCAAGUUUCCGUUCAAGCAGCUAAAUGUGUCUCAUGGUCAUUAUCCGCACCUCUUAAUGGUGCUGUUGAAUGUCUUCCCGAUGAGCCCAAUACCGGAUUACGUUGUGUUGCCACAUGUAAAUCGGGUUACCGAUUCACUGAUGGUGUUACAGCUAAAACUUACGAGUGCUCCGCCGGUGGACCAUGGACUCCAGAGGCCAUUAUACCCGACUGUGUUUCCGAGACGACUGAUGAAGCCUCUUACGAUGUUUCCGCUAAAGUUGAAUAUCGAUCUGGUGGUUUUAUCCCGCCAACUUGUUUACAACAAUACGUUAAUUAUGUGGCCUCUUAUUACAACUCAUUGAAUCAAGUACUUUCUGACCGAUGUUCGGCCAUUAACGUUCAAAUGGAGAUCAAAUUUUUCAACACAACCGCUUUCGUACCUAAAGAUAAUCUCAAUCAAAUGACAAUGGAAUAUAUUUUAAGGAUAAUUCCUGCUGUUCGACAACCCUCAUUAUAUGAAAUUUGUGGUUACACUUUGGGUGUUAUUUUUGAUCUUUCGGUACCUUCAACCUCAGCUAUUCUCGAACCUAUUUUGAACAUUUCCGCAACCCAAGUUGGUGGCACUUGCCCUGGUAUUCAAGCACUACGAUCUUCAGUUGAACGGGGAUUCACUUGUAAAAAUGGUGAAGUACUUAAUAUUCCUGCCGCUGCUCCUGGUUCAGGUGCAAGUCCACCUUUGGCCACAGUUCCACGGUGUCUUCACUGUCCAGCGGGUACUUAUGCCGAUACCAAGGCCCAUAAAUGUAUCUCAUGUGCUAAAGGAUUUUAUCAAGAUACAACUCGACAACCUGUUUGCCGUAAAUGUCCAGACGGAAGUUACACUCAAAAUGAAGGAUCUAAAAGUCUUGCUGAAUGUGUACCCGUUUGUGGUUAUGGUACUUACUCACUUUCCGGUUUAGUACCUUGUCUACAAUGUCCAGAUAACACUUUCUCAGGAACACCACCGAAAGAUGGUUUCAAAGAAUGCGCUAAAUGUCCAGUUGAUACUUUUACCUUUACUCCAGGAGCUAUUUCAGCAUCUUUAUGUUCAAAGAAAUGCCCUGCGGGUACUUAUUCCGACACUGGACUUGAACCGUGUACAACUUGUCCAACACACUUUUACCAAGAUAAAAUUGGUUCAACCAACUGUACCGAAUGUGAUUCUAAGGCUAAAACUUUCCGACCUGGUGCUUUAAGUCCCGAAGCUUGUCAGCCAGUUGAAUGUGGUAAUCUUAAAUGUAAACACGGUGGUAUUUGUCUGAUCCAAAACCACGAAGCGACCUGUUACUGUCCCGCCGGUUUUACUGGAAAAUAUUGUGAAAAAGAUAUCGAUGAAUGUUCAUCCGAUCCAUGUUAUAAUGGCGGUUCUUGUAUCGAUCUACCUCAAGGUUACGUUUGUAAAUGUCCAGCCGGUUAUUCGGGUCUUCAGUGUCAAAUUGAAAAAUCUGAAUGUACCGAAGGUGUUUGUCCAGAGCGAGCGAUGUGCCAAGAUCUUCCAGGCCGAGGAACCGUUAAAUGUUUAUGCCGAUCAGGUUACGAGGGUCCAGGUUGUAAUAUAACCUCUGAUCCAUGUGCAUCAACUGAACCCAUUUGUCAAAAUAAUGGCCGUUGCCUGUCACUUCUUCAAGGUCGAUUUAAAUGUGACUGUCCACCCGGUUGGUCAGGUCGAUUCUGUGAGAUAAACAUUGACGAUUGUAUUGAACAACCUUGUCUCCUGGGAGGUAAUUGUACCGAUUUAGUUAACGAUUUCCGAUGUACCUGUCCACCAGGUUUCACCGGUAAACGUUGCGAAGCUAAGAUUGACCUUUGCUCAUCUCAACCCUGUGCCAAUGGACUUUGCGUUGACCGAUUAUUUUACCACGAAUGUAUUUGUGACCCCGGUUGGACUGGCGAUUCUUGUUCCGUUAAUAUUAACGACUGCUCGCCCAAUAAGUGUCUAAACAAGGGUGAAUGUGUUGAUCUAGUCGAUGGAUUCCGCUGCGUAUGUGAGGCUGGUUAUACUGGUUCGUUAUGUCAACAUGAGGUCGAUGCUUGUGAAGCUAAACCUUGUCAAAAUGGCGGAACCUGUUACGAUCUUGUUGAUGGUUUCAUGUGCCAAUGUCGACCUGGUUUUGUUGGCCUUCAAUGUGAGGCUGAAGUCGAUGAAUGUGCCAAUAAUCCGUGUUUCCCACAAGGAACCGCUUCUUGUGUUGAUCAAGACAAUGGUUUCAAGUGUGAAUGUCAUGAAGGUUUUAUCGGUGAAUUUUGUGAGACAAACGUUAACGAAUGUGCUUCCAAUCCAUGUCUUAAUGGUGCUACUUGUGUUGAUGGUAUCAAUGAAUAUCGAUGUACCUGUUUACCUGGUUGGUCAGGUGAAAGAUGUGACCAAGAUAUUGGACACUGUGAGCCUGAUACUUGUCUUAAUAAUGCCAAAUGUGUUGACCUUUUCCAAGACUUUUUCUGUGUAUGCCCAUCGGGUACUGAUGGUAAACGAUGUCAAACUUCACCACAAAGAUGUAUUGGUGAUCCUUGUCAACAUGGUGGUACUUGUCGUGACUUUGGUUCCGGUCUUAAUUGUACCUGUCCUGCUCGUUAUGCCGGUGAUGGUUGUCAUCUUGAAUAUCAUCCUUGCCUUGACGGUGGUGUUUGUGCCAAUGGUGCAACUUGCCGUGAUCUUGGUGAUGAUUAUCAAUGUUUAUGUCCACCUGGUUGGAUGGGUAAAAAUUGUGACAUUGACGUACCCGAUUGUGGUCCAAACUCUUGUCCACCAACGGCUUCUUGUAUCGAUUUAACAAACGGCUUCUACUGUAAAUGUCCAUUUAACAUGACGGGUGAAGAUUGUCGCAAGUCGAUCAAUAUUGGUCACGAUAUUUAUAUUAACGAUGAAUCUCGAUCAUCAUCAGCCGCUUUAACGGCACCAUUUGAAUUCGGAGAGACUGCGACCUCACUAACUGUCGCUCUUUGGGUUCAAUAUCAUACACCUGAUACUCUUGGAAAUUAUUUCACUCUCUACUCGGUUAACUCACCUCAUCUUCCGGUCGGUAAAAAAGUUCUAAUGUCCGGUGAUCAACGAGGUAUAACCAUCUCAUUUUUCCGUGGGGACAAUUUUACCGAUGUUUUCAUACCCUAUUUGGCCAAUGUUCCCGUCAACGAUGGUCAAUGGCAUCAUUUGGUUGUCCUUUGGAACGGUGAAGAGGGAACUGUCACCCUAAUAACCGAUACCGCUGUCGCUGGAGUGGUCACUUAUGCCUUUUCGGGAAUGCGUUUAUCAUCAACACCUACUCAUGGUUGGGUCGCUCUUGGUUCCGUUUUGGACGAUGAAAAUCGCGUCAUUCCAAAGACCGGUUUCCAUGGACGAAUCUCAAGAUUUAAUAUUUGGAAUCGUCUUCUUGAUAUGUCAUCUGAAAUUCCAUCGCAAUUCCGAAGCUGUAAAAAUGCACCGGUCAUUUUCAACGGACUUUUACUUCGUUGGGCUGGUUAUGAUCGUAUUGAAGGUACCGUUGAGAAAGAAUCACCUGGUAAAUGUGGUCAAAGAGUUUGUGACCGUGGUUUCGCUGGCGAUGAAUGUAAAACAUUGGAACAAGAUAAAACACCACCGAGAAUAGUUUACUGUCCAGCCGAUCUUUGGGUUCACAGUAAAAAUGGAUCAGCGUCCGUUGAAUGGGACGAACCACAAUUUGUUGAUGAUCUUAAAUCCGUUCAAGUUAUCCGAUCACCAGCAGAUAUUGCACAAGGUCAAAUAUUCCCACCGGGUACUUAUGAAAUCUCAUAUGUUGCCGUCGAUGAAUCUGGUAACUCUGCCAAGUGCGACUUUAAGAUUCGAGUGAUUCGGGAACGAUGUCCGAUUCCAUUACCACCGAUCGGCGGUGAAAAGGUUUGCGGUGAUUGGGGUAAAGGAGGAAUGAACAAAUAUUGUAAAAUCCACUGUAAUCCAGGUCACGCUUUCGCUCAGCCCAUUCCUGAUUAUUACGUUUGUGGCGAAGAGGGAUUCUGGCGACCCACUGAAGACCCAAUGAAGCCACUUAUCUUCCCAGCCUGUGCUCCCGUUCAUCCGGCACAAAAGAUUUUCCGUAUUGCUAUGGCACUUCCAUCUUCCGUUGUGUGCUCAGAUUCGGGUAAACGAAUUCUGAACUCGCGAGUUGCUGAAAAUAUUUUGAAAAUCGAUCGUGAUUGGAAAAUAUGUUCAGAUGAAACUCGAGGUACUUGUCGAGGAUUAACAGUUGAAGUUCAAUGUACCAAACGAUCACCACGUCGAGAAGCUCGAUCAACCACCGAAGAAGAUGAAGAUGUUUAUGUUGUUGAGGUCGCUUUUCCGGCCAACAAAGAACCAGCAAUUUCCAAUCCAUCUUCAGGCGAGAAAAAUGUUCCAAUCGAUAGAAUCAUUAAGAAAGCCGUCUACGAAUCUGCCAUAUUUGAUGUUCGUGACACUUUACCAAAUGUUGUACCCGAUUUAACAUCACUCCAAUUGGUUACCGACUUCGCUUGUCCAGCAGGUCAAGUAGUCGCCGCACCAAAUUGUGUUGAAUGCUCUCUUGGUACUUAUUACCAAGAAUCGACCAAAACUUGUAUUGAAUGUCCAGUUGGUUUCUAUCAAAAUGAACUCGGUGCUCUUGAAUGUCAACCCUGCCCAGUGAUCUCCGGUAAACAAGGAAUCACCGCACGCGCUGGAUCACGAUCACCAAACGAUUGUAAAGCUCGUUGUACACCAGGCCAAUAUUACGAUGAAGAGGCUCGAAUAUGUCGACAUUGUGGUAACGGUUUCUAUCAACCAAAUGAAGGUUCAUUCCAUUGUAUUCCUUGUGGUCAAGGUUUAACAACUCGAAGUGCCGAGGCCGUUUCACCUCAAGAGUGUCGACCUGAAUGUAAACCCGGUUUCCAAUUAUCUGCACUUGGUGAAUGUGAACCCUGUCCAAUCGGUUACUUCCGACCUUACGGAUUACAUGAGUGUCGACGAUGUGAUAAUGGAAAGACAACCGGAUUCCUUGGUGCUUCUGACCGAAACCACUGUAACCUGACUGUGUGUAACGAAGGUGAAUAUCUUCAUCUUGAGAGCACCACUGGAAGCGAAUCAUGUGAAUUAUGUCCUAAGGGAAGUUACCAAGAUUCUAAACAACGAGAUACCUCAUGUAUCCCUUGUCCACCCGAUACAACAACCAACCGAACAGGAUCAACAAGCGAAUCUCAAUGUACUAAUCCCUGUUUGGUAAACGGAAAGGUUCAACUUUGUCAGGCCAAUUCUUAUUGUGUUUUCCAUAAGGAAACACAAUCUUAUGCAUGUGAAUGUAAACCCAAAUAUCGUAAAACUUAUGACGAUGAAGAGAAUCCGGAAGAAACGGGUACCCCAAAGAAAGAGGUUUGCGUUUACGUUUGCGACAAUUAUUGUAUCAAUGGUGGACGUUGUUCCGUUAACCUGGAAACAAAUCGACCUCAAUGUGAUUGUCCAGCAAACUUUUUCGGAGAUAAAUGUGAACGUAAAUCAGAAUUUGUUUACAUUGCCGGUGGAAUUGGAGCCGCUGUAUUAUUUAUCAUUCUAAUGGUUCUAUUGAUCUGGAUGAUUUGUGUUCGAACCUCAACCUCACAUGGCUCAUUCGGUAAAAAAUUAUCAAUUCCAACACUUCCAACACCAGGGGCAGGAACCAUUGCAACCGAUAUUUAUUCAACCUCAACCAACGGAGCUCAGCCCAACUUUUACUACGGAGCACCAGUACCUUACGCUGAAAGUAUAGCACCAAGUCACCAUUCAACGUACGCACAUUAUUAUGACGACGAUGAAGAUGGUUGGGAAAUGCCCAAUUUUUACAACGAAACUUAUAUGAAGGAAUCGCUUCAUAAUUCAAAAAAUGCCAAUGGAACCGCAACCCUUCAGGGUAUUAACAAUCCAAGUAUUUAUGGUAACAAAGAGGAUCUUUAUGAUAGAUUAAGAAGGCAUCAGUAUAACGGAAAGAAAGGAGAUACAACAAGUGAUAGUGAAGAUCAAGGACAAAGUCAUUGAGACCGAAAUGAAGUUAACUCGAAUAACAAUUAAACUCUUAACAAUACGAAAUGAACAAUUAAUUAGGUUUUUGGUUUUUGUUUUUUUCUCGCAAUCAAUUUAGGAUAAAAUUUAAUUCUCAUUCUGUAAAUAUUUCCUCAUAUUCAUUGAUAAUCCCAAUAUAUAUCAAGGAUAUAAAUGGAUUGUCAUUCAUACUCAACUUUGUUUUCAUCAUCAAAAAAAACUUCAUCUCAUCCAUUGACCACCAUUAAUUAACAAUCAAUUGUUUACAAUCUAAUAAACAAUUUGAUAACGAUAUAUAUUAUCAAUAACAAUCAACAACACUUAUCCAAAUUAAGUGUUCAAAUAAAUGUUUUUAACUACUUUUCAAAGGUUAAUAAUCAUCAUCAUCAACAACAACAACAACCAUUUGCCUUAACCAUCAAAACACAAUUAAAAGAUUAAGGACUCUAAGCAAUUUAAAUUUGGCAUCAACAAUUUGAUUGAUCACAAUUAAGUGCAUUAAUGUAUCAAAUUAAUUUAAUUACCCAUAGACCGUAAUUGUGAAAACUAAUCUAACAACAAAUUAGAUUAUUAAUAUAUUUUGGUUAAAUUGUCUCCAAUUGGAAGCAUUUUC